This is a messenger RNA of Leptidea sinapis, 932 nucleotides long. RefSeq names its product seroin-like. Lineage: Eukaryota; Metazoa; Arthropoda; Insecta; Lepidoptera; Pieridae. The record is from RefSeq and is a predicted model, not a curated record. The transcript has 7 exons. The coding region runs from base 182 to 607 and encodes 141 amino acids.
UCAUUAUGAGUUCUACCAUUGAUGCAAUAUAUCGUUGUAUUUAUUAAAUUUUAUUUGAUCACGUUUCAAACAUUAAUAUUCACUCAGUGGUGUUGUGUUCAAACUGUUGCACGUAGUUUCUUGAGCGGAUUCUGUUUUGUUUUAUCCUGUUGGACUUCAGCGUGUAUAGACACAACUAGAGAUGACGACGAUGGCCGCGUUUUUGCCAAUUGGUUUAAUACUUGCGUCUGUUCCCGGUGCAUAUUUAUAUAACUUCAACUAUGCAGGGGCCCAAGCGGGGUUCGGGCCACAAUUUCCCCCAUUCCCCCCCUUCCCUACUAUUCCGCAGAUAGUGAUGCCUACAAUGCCACAGAUCGUAAUGCCAGCUUUCCCACAAGUUUCCAUAAUUUCCCCGGAAGACAUCAUUAAGAAGAGUAUUGGACCUGGAGAGAACUUUCAAGGCAUAUCAGUGUCUUCGUUAAGUUCAUCUAUUCUUGGAAAAGAUGGAAAGGUUAUCAGAAAUGGAGGAACCACUGUUUACACACGCAACAACGAUGUUGUUAAGAAAUACAACUUUGACGAUGGCACGGAUAUAAACAUUAUAUCGACUUCGGUAAGGAAAACAUGAAGCAUUUUAUGCAUGAAAAUAUAACUAUUUAAGACUUUACCUCCCUAUUAACUUAUCAAACCUAAGGAAUUAAUUUAAAAUGAAAUAGUUCAAAUUAUAUCAUAGAAAUAACGUUAAUAUUUUACAAAUAAACAGUUUUUUUCGACUUCUUCACAGCAGUCACAACCUAACUAGACUUAUUAAUUAUCUACGAUUGUUGGUUAUAUUUACACAAAAUAAAAUUAUUUUGAGAUAUUUUGAAAUUACUUUUGCAUGUGAAUCAUAAAUAAUUGUUUGCCAGCGCUUUUUGCAUGUUAUUUACUGCUUCAAUAAAUUACUCGUGUGA